This is a messenger RNA of Kickxella alabastrina, 1530 nucleotides long. Its product is annotated as Sodium/hydrogen exchanger family-domain-containing protein. The annotation marks the transcript as partial. Gene Ontology annotation, molecular function: sodium:proton antiporter activity. Gene Ontology annotation, biological process: regulation of membrane potential; proton export across plasma membrane; sodium ion export across plasma membrane. The transcript is spliced from 5 exons. Gene Ontology annotation, cellular component: plasma membrane. Lineage: Eukaryota; Fungi; Kickxellomycota; Kickxellomycetes; Kickxellales; Kickxellaceae. The record is from RefSeq and is a predicted model, not a curated record.
UUUUACAAAACAGGUACAGGUUCUGCCGGCCUUGGUAGGGGUUUCAUUUUUGCACUCGGAAUUUGCUCAUUGCUUGUCAAAGAGCGGCUAUACAUUUCCGCGACGCUAUUGGCUAUGCUCUAUGGAAUUGCUAUAGGCCCAUUAGCUCUCAACUGGAUUGACCCUCAAAUUGAAUACAGCCGUUACUGCCUGGCCAUCGAGCUCAUGAUUGCUGGUAUUACCCUACCCAAGAAAUACCUGUCAGGAGUGGCAAUCUAUGGUUAUGCUUUUGUUCCGGUAAUGACCUUGAUGUGGCUGGUAUCUGCGGCUAUCAUUAAAUUCACUUUCGGCCUGCCCUUUCUCCAGGCGCUGGCAAUUGGCGCAUGUGUGGCGCCCACAGAUCCGGUGCUUGCCAAUGCCAUUCUCAAGGGAAUGUUUGCCGAGACUCAUGUCCCACUGCGCCUGCGCAAUAUUCUGACUGCUGAGAGUGGUGCAAACGACGGGCUCGGCUAUCCGUUCUUGUUUCUUGCGCUGUUCCUGAUGCGUCUCGGUGGCGGCAAUGCCAUUGGAGCAUGGUUCUACGUGACCUGGGUGUACCAAGUUGUGCUGCGGGUUGCUGGGUAUGUAGGGCGAAAGGUACUUAAAUACGCAAAAAAUACUGGCUGGAUCGAGCACGAAUUGUUUCUGCUGUCAGCUAUAUCAUUGGCCCUGAUGCUUGUUGGAUUGUGCACCAUCCUCGGCACCGACGAUAUUCUGUGUUGCUUUGUGGCUGGCAACUCAUUUACUUGGGAUGACUGGUAUCGUAUUGAGAGUGAGGAUACCUUGCUGCAACAGACAAUCAACGAUAUCCUGUCCAUGACCUUUUUCAUCGCUAAUUUCCUGAGCCCAUGGAGGAUAUCCAUUGCCGUUGUACUCAUCAUUAUCCUUCGCCGUCUUCCAGCUAUCGUGGCACUGUACAGGCUGGUUCCCGCAAUAAACAACUGGAAAGAGGCGCUGUUUGCCGGCUGGUUUGGGCCCAUCGGUGUGUCUGCCAUAUUUUACGCCACCGAGACAAUCAAACAGAUCAAUGAGCACGACGAUAGCAAUGCCGGAAUUGUCGCCAAAAUAGUCUACCCGAUUGUGUGUGCUGUGUGUUCGGGUCGCUUGAACUGUUUCUAUCCAAGCAGCUCAUCUAUAUGGAACAUACCUAACUGGACCAAAAGCAAAUCAUCGCCAGAUUCAAAAAAAUUAGGCGCAAACCACAGCCAAGAUAAACCUGAAAUGCCAUCGGCCACCUACUUGGCACCGAUUCACGACACUGCAGGAACUAGACGCACCAGCGGAUGCCUACGCACACGCGUUGUCUGAAGCACAUUCUGCCACAUACAGAGCCUCAGAGAAUCAUGAUCACUAGCAACAGAAGCGUUGACUUUGGUUGUUUGGAGCAACACAUUAAUUACGUAUUCAUAUGCAUAUUUUUGUCACACCAUAUUCAAACUAAUUUGAAAUAUGAAGCAUAUUAUUUAAGAAAAAAGUUUAGUCCUCCAAGAGCUCAGUGAGGACAGAAGGUCG